Molecule: messenger RNA, 654 nt
Organism: Eimeria mitis
Lineage: Eukaryota; Apicomplexa; Conoidasida; Eucoccidiorida; Eimeriidae
Exons: 2
Coding region: 1-654 (217 amino acids)
Source: RefSeq, a predicted model, not a curated record
AUGGAGGUCGACUAUGAGCCACUCACGGAGGUGGGGUCGAUCGGUCCGGAACCCCAGCAAGCGGAAGCCAGCUCCAUUUCGGCAUCCAAUUCUGGAGAAAAUGCAUUCCCACCAAAAACGAUUCAAGAGGAGCGCCUCCGGGUGUGCCGUCCUACGCGAUAUGACUGGCGACGAGAUGCAGAGGCUGUAGAGGAGUUCCUCAAUUCCCUAGACCUAUACCUCCGCCUUCAAAAUGCCCCAGAACAAUUCCAACUCCUCCUGGCCUCUUCCUUGUUAGAAGCGGACGCACGCCGAUGGUGGCUACACUUAAGCAACGGAUCCACGUUCCCGGAGCACAUCAGGUCCAUGCAGGCCUUCCGGGACGCGCUACGUUGCAGGUUUAUCCCGACGUCCGCAAGCGAGCAGGUUAUGGCAGAACUGAGAAAGCUUAAACAGGGAAAACUGUCAAUAGAGCGCUACAUUGAGAAAUACCAGUCCUUGGUGAACCGAAGUCCUAUGGUAGAUGCGGAGCUCCACAACAAUUGGUUUAUAGCGGGGCUGGCCCCCGGAGUGAGGCAAACAGUGACUGGCUGGGCCACGGACAGGGAAAUGAGGGGCGGAAAAGUGGAACUCGUCGCAGAAUGGAAAAGAAAAACGCCACAUUCACAGCCUUAG